AUCAGAAGGCAAUCAAGCUCACACUGUCGGGUAUAUUCAAAAUUUCAAAAGCACUGAAACCCACACAAUGAACGAACAUCUCACCCCAUAAAUAACCUCAAACAAGGAAACAGAUCACUCCCGGGAGCUCACAAGGCGGAAGAAGGGGAAGAUUUUUGGGAAAAAAAAAAUGGCGACUUUGCAGAAGUUCAAGAUGUUCGCCACGCAGUGCGGGGUGGCCCAGAGCCCCACCCGGAGCCCGCGGACGAGCCCCCUGGUCCACAUGGGCCGCCCCCAGAAGACCACCCUCCGGAUGCUGCUCGGCCGUCGGCGGCGGGGCUCAGACGAGCGGCAGUUCUUGGUGGGGCCGGUGCCCUGCCUUGAGAAGAAGAAGGAGAGGAGCCCGGCGGGGGGACAUAAGCUCAAGGACCUGUUCGGUUCGCAUCCCAAUGAAGAAGAAGGGGAAGAGGAGCUCGGCGGCAAGUGUAAGGAGAGGAACGAGGGGUUCCCGCUGGCGAUAGGGAUCGGAGGCGCAGCCGGCGGCGAUAUGCCGAGGAGGGGGUUCGUGGGAAUGAGGUACAGGGCGCUGUUGAAGAGGGGCUGGAGGCCAGUGCUCGAGACCAUUCCCGAGUGAAUAUCGACCGGCAUUGCACCGAACAAGAUACGAAGACGGACAAUAUAUAUACAUAUGAUUUUCGGUCAAGUUUGGAAAAUUUUGAUCCUCUUUCUCUGCUGUUUAUGUCUUGUAACCGGCAAGACUGAGGAAAGGUCGAUGAAGAUGACGGGGCUUGUCGUUGUCUGGUCUGAUGAUAUUCCGAUGUUGGCUUAGGAGGCGAAGUCCUUAAUUUUAGACUGAAACGUUCUCUGUUUGGGCUCGUGAUUGUGUUGCAAAUCAAAAAAUUAAAUCACUUGAAUAUAACAUGAGAUAUUUAAAUAA
Molecule: messenger RNA, 916 nt
Organism: Punica granatum (pomegranate)
Lineage: Eukaryota; Viridiplantae; Streptophyta; Magnoliopsida; Myrtales; Lythraceae
Source: RefSeq, a predicted model, not a curated record